ACGGUUUAUCAAAAGCAAAAUGGAGUCGAAGAUGGGAAAAGCUAACAACGAUGAAAAUAAAUCAGUCAAAGUAUUGAGAGGAGCUACAGAUCUCCAGAGGUUAAAGCUUGAAAAGUUGAUGAAAAAUCCGAAUAAAGAAGCAUUCAUACCGGAAAAAUCAAAAGAAAAAGAACCUAGAGCACCCCAUGAAUUCAUCAGGAAUGUUUGGGGAUCCAGUGCGGGAGCUGGCAGUGGGGACUUCCAUGUGUACAGAGGAGUCAGACGCCGAGAGUAUGCUAGGCAGAAGUUUAUCGAUGAGAAGGCAGAAAGGAUGGAAAAGGAUGAAGAAUUUCACAAAAAAGUAGAGGAAAAUCAAAAAGCAGCAGAGGAAAGGACAGCUAAGAAGAGGGCAAAAAGAAAUAAAAAGAAACAGAAACAAAAAGCGAAAAAGAGCAGAGGUACUGAAGAGAAAGAAGAGAACAAGAGUGAAGAAGAGGAUAGUGAUGAGGAAGAAGAUGAAAAUAAGGAAGAAGAGGAUAGAAGUAAAGAAUCAGAUAAAGAGGUCAAAGGUGAAAGUAAGGAGGAAAAAGAUGGAAGUAAAGACUCAGAUAAAAGGCCUACAACCUCUGGAGACAUUAGUGAGGCAGACAUUACUAAUGGGGAAGACGGUCGGUGACAAAACAUUGGAAUUGUUUCUGGUCACUUGGAAGUGAUUGCUCAUGUCCAUUUGGAGUGAUAAGCAGUAAAUCUUUCUCCAUUCUUACAGGGUGAAAAAUACCAUAAAGAAAUGAUAUGUUAGUAUUGUUAUUAAACUGAAUUCAGAUGAAAAUAUUGAAUCAAAGAAGAGUGUGGAAUUUGUUGACAGAAGACUCUGAAAUAAGAUACUAAUUGUUAUAUCUAUAUGUAUAUACUCUGUAAGCAGAACUUUGUCUAUUACUGAGGAAAAAUGCAUAAGGAGUUAGUAUUUGUUGCAAAGUUUUCAUUUGUAACAAUAUUGAUGCAAUUUUUAUUGUUUAAGAAAAUAAAGAGUAAGCAAGUUUUUUUACAUUUGCACAGAAAGCUUAAGUAUCAUUGUCAUCACAUUUUCUCAUUAUCUCUCUCGUGUUUUUCAUCGUUGUGUUAUCAUCAUCGCACCAUCACUUCAUCCUUUGUACAAAUGUACAAUUGCAUCAUUGUACAGUACCAUUGCAUUAUUGUACCAUUACUUCAUUGUACCAUUGCCAUUGACCCUUUAGUUAAUGCUCGAAGGUGCCUACAUGUAUGUGGCUUCCGUAAACCUUUGAUACAAAAAUAACUUUAUAUUAAGAUUAUUUAUGUUUCUGGAAAACUGUUUAAUAGCUUAUUUUUUUUUACGAAUAAAUUUUCUUUCUUAUUUAA
Messenger RNA from Saccostrea cuccullata (small rock oyster), 1356 nucleotides. RefSeq names its product PRKR-interacting protein 1 homolog. Bases 20 to 655 code for a protein of 211 amino acids. Gene Ontology annotation, molecular function: protein kinase binding; double-stranded RNA binding; protein kinase inhibitor activity. Gene Ontology annotation, cellular component: nucleolus. The transcript is spliced from 6 exons. The record is from RefSeq and is a predicted model, not a curated record. Lineage: Eukaryota; Metazoa; Mollusca; Bivalvia; Ostreida; Ostreidae. Gene Ontology annotation, biological process: negative regulation of protein kinase activity.